This is a messenger RNA of Acanthaster planci (crown-of-thorns starfish), 8072 nucleotides long. RefSeq lists its product as uncharacterized. Lineage: Eukaryota; Metazoa; Echinodermata; Asteroidea; Valvatida; Acanthasteridae. Gene Ontology annotation, biological process: signal transduction. Gene Ontology annotation, molecular function: protein binding. The record is from RefSeq and is a predicted model, not a curated record.
GAUAUGCGUUAAAAUGUAUAACAUGCUUACUUCCGGAUGCGCAAGGGCGUGUGCAGCUAAAUUCAAUACAAUAGGCCUUUUUAUGCCACCACAUGAAAGACUCCAAAUUUCAUUUCCUUUUCCUCAUGUCUUCCUGUCUUCACCGGCAACCUGAUUACUAUUAAAGAUGCCUGUGAAGACCAUUCAGCAGUUGGAUGAAGACAACAAGGCAACGGCCGUUGUGUACGACCACUCCAAAGCUAAACUUGUCAUUAGCAAAAACAAAGUGAGGAGAUGCAGAAGGGAGACAUUCCUGUCAGUGCUUCCCUACUGGAGGCCUUCCUCUCACAGUCAGAAUGUUGAGAGCAAAUUGACAUCAUCACCAACUCCUCGGAAGCCUAAGCCUCGACCUGCAACACAAAGUGUCGUCAGCAUUGCGAAACCAAAGUUGCAUGUCUGUGUCCGGACUCACCUGCCACAUGGAAAGGCGACGCUAGAUUUUGAACUGGAUUCAGAGACAUCCAUCUCAGCCUUGAAAGAGAUGAUACACUCAAGGAUCGGUGUCCAGCCUCAACGUCAACAGCUGUGCAUCAGAGGAAACUUCCAGCUCUGUGAUUUGCUAACACUUCAUGAAAAUGGUAUCGAAAAGGACGAAGUCAUCUCAUUAUCGACUAAUGAUGCCACCCAAGAUGGGCCAACAGGGAAACCAGAAAUUAAUAAAGAGUACCUUGAAAACUUGUCCUCGAAGUUGGGAUCAUCAUGGAAGGACGUGGCAAAAUACCUGGGAUACGAAGACUGCGAAAUUGCACAAAUCCAAUCUACCAACGAAGGCACAUCUAAAAUGAGCAGCCAGAUGCUACUUACUUGGUGGGAAAAGAGGACAGAUCGAGACCAAGCAGCUCAGAAGUUGGCAGUAGCCCUGGAUGGCAUCGGGCGCACCGAUUUGGUCAAAAAUCCACCAAAUACUUGCAGAUCCACAGAUGAUAUUGAAAGACCGCAAUCAGAGAAACAUGACAAGCCAAUAGCAGACAAGCAGAGAGAUCAAAAAGGUGCGCCAGUACCUGAGGAGCAGAAGUCGAGUAAGGAGCCAGCUCUUGACAAGGACAAACCUCAACCGUUGUGUUUCGGAUUCGUGAAACGGCAUCUCCAGGUCUUGGUCAGGAACCCUUUCCUUCGUGGACCGAAGACACUCUGCUUCCACCUGGACCCAGAGACAUCUGUCUCAUCUCUGAAAGGGUUGAUACACAGCAAAAUCGGUGUCGAGCCCCGAUGUCAGCAUCUCUUCAUCAAGAGAAAUUUUCGUAGCUUUAAGCUCAUAGACUUGCUUACACUCAACGACUGCGGAAUUCAGCAGGACGAGAAUAUAUUACUCCGUCUGAAAACUGAUGGCCUUCUGGGUGGUGGACGAAAAGAUGAAGCCCAGGUUAAUGAUCAAUUUCUUCGAGAUGUGUCCCUCAAGGUUCAUCAUUCCUGGGACAAACUCGCGGAAUGCCUGGGAUAUGAAAAAGUAGGAAUCCAGCAAAUCCAAGCGAUCUCCGAAGACGACAAAGAACGCAGUAAACAGAUGUUACUUUCGUGGUGGAGAAAACAGACAAAUCAUGAGGAAGGUCUUAAAAGGCUCCGAGAAGCCUUGGAAAGCGUUGGGUUAACUGAACUUGCCUCAUUGGUACCAAAUGCAUUCCAAGAGGAGGUCUCACAGGAAGGGUCAACAAAAUCAAAUGAGGAUGAGAGACUGAAACAAGAGCAGGUUGGUAUUCCGGACAGAACUCAACCGAAGCGACAGGAACACGCAGGGACACAAGAGCGUGUUACGCAAAAAGGGGCGUCCUCAGUAGAACAAAGACUGGAACAAGAGCAAGGUGGCGAUGGAGAUGAGACUCCGCCACAGAAGCAGCAAAUGGCACAGGAAAUACGUCACAGCUCGCAAAAGGUAAUCACAUCUUCAAAAGCGCAGGAAUUUGGGCAGGCGCAGUCUGGACUUUCAAUGGCACAUCACUCAAUUGAUAAACAGCGAGCACCAUCGCCGGUCGAAAACGACCAUAUGGCGUUGAAAAGGGUGAUGGCUUCACCUGAGGAACGCGUAGUUAAAGAGGCCAGACAACAGACAACAGGAAAAACGCUGUCAGACGAUGUACGAAGAAGUCAGGUAGAGUCGCUGCGAACGGAAACAAUCACAGAAGUAUCACAGGACUGGCAGAUAAUGCAAGUUCCUAGCUCAUUUCCGGAAUUUGCUCCUUCCGUGCCUCAAAUCGGAGCAUCGUCUGCCUUGUCUGCUGUACAUGACCAUAUAUAUCAUCGUCCGGUGUCCGUGGGUGCUAUCGAUGUCUCCGGCGAAAAUAAUACUACCUUCUUCGGACCGAUUUAUCAACCGACCAUGAACAUCGUUCAAAAUGUGAUGGCGACUGGGAGUACUUCGGGUGAGACGAACAGUGCUGCAAACAGAGCGAAAGAAGCUGCCAGUCAGUGCAGAAAAGAAUUGGAAGAGAGGUACACGACCACCGGUAGCUAUGUGCAGCUACUCCCAUGGGUCGAUGAUGACAUGAAACACAUCAAAGAUAUGUACACAAAGUUACAGUUCAAACUGGAUAAGGAGGGUGGCAUUAAAGGAGGUGUUGAAACAUAUCACGAUAUUUUCCUCAUAACAACAAAAGAGGGGCGAGUGAUUAAACGCGCCAUUUUGUGCGGUUCAGCCGGUCUAGGGAAGUCCACUAUUAUUGACAAUAUUGCACAUGAUUGGGCUGUUGGUAAUGUUGAAGUACUAAGACAGUUUGCACUGGUAUUUGUUUUGAAAAUGUCUGCGCUGAAUCAGACGUCUGAUCUUGUGGACUCUGUGUUUGAUCAGCUUUUGGCCAAAGACUCGGUCGUCAACAGGUCUGAUUUGAAAGACUUCAUUCACAGUCACAAAACGUCUUCGGGUGUGCUUGUUCUCCUUGAUGGCUUUGAUGAGUUUCAGACAACAAAUCUGGACCCAACUACAUUCGGUUCUGUUCUAGAAAUGCUUAACCGAAAAGUUGGCCGAGAUUGGUUUGUAAUUGUAACAACACGCCCCUCUCACUUGAGUACUUUGAGAAGCAAAUCAAUCGUUGAAAAACCUUUUACCCAUGUGGAUGUUCUGGGAUUUGAUCGGGAAAAUGUUUGGCAGUAUGUAAAGCUUUUUUUUCUAGAGAAGUUUGACGAUGAUGAUGCUCUUCUUGAUAGGAUGGAGACUGCUGGAAGUCUUCUUUGUAAGAUUCAAUCCUCAAAUGUUCUUUCUGAUUUGGCAAAGAGGCCAAUGCUGUUACUGCUGAUGUGUUUAUUGUGGAGGGACGAGGCACAACUACCAGAUACCCUAUCAAAACUGUACAGGAAGGCAAUGACAUAUAUAUUUCGAAGAAAGACGCCGCAUAUUUCAGACAAUGCCAUAUCAGAAUUAAUAAUUGCGAUCGGCAAACCUGCUGUAGAAGGGCUUAUUUCUCCUAAACAAAGACUUUCUUUCCAUGAAAGAGAGUUUGAAAAGAGUGUGUUACACAAGGCUGUACAAGUGGGUAUUCUCACCAGCCAGAGGGUCAUUAAGUGGUCUGACACUCACAAUAGUGUGCAGUUUAUCCAUAAGACAUUUCAAGAGUGCUGUGCAGCUAGAUACUGUCAAAGUCUAAUUGGAAGGGAAGACGUGGAACUUCAGAGGAUUCUUGAUGAAAUUGACAACCCUCAAGCUUUUGAGUACAUGUUGCGUUUUUGCUGCGGCGACAGUGAGCAAUGUGCACGGUAUAUUCUGAACGCGCUUUGUAAGAAUCCAUAUACCACAGAAGUGUGCCAACUGGGCCUAAAUUGCUGCUUCGAGAGUCAGUCAAGGUUACUGGCAGUUGAAUAUGCCGAGUUGUUCGUUACCAAACAAGUAGAGUACACCAUGUACGGAAACACUGACACACUGAACUCUUUCUUGUGGUUUUUGGAACAGGUUUCCAAACCCGUCAACCAAAGUGAUCGCCUAGCGUGCGUCCGCACGUUAACGAUUAGAGACUAUAAUCUGACAGAGGUUUGUGAAGUCUUAGCUUCCUGUUUCACAGGAAUGACUCACCUGAAAUCACUCACUCUCGAGUCAUGUGACAUAAAUGCCCAAAAUUUCACACACCUUGCAAGAUCUCUGGUUGGGAUGGCAGACGUAACCAAACUUGACUUUUCAGGCAACGGGGAAUUGGGUGGAAGUGCAAAAACGUGGGCUCAUUAUUUGAAAUCCCUUGAAAGCAUCGAGAAACUCAAUUUGAGUGAAUGCAGCCUGCAAGCCCGAGAUAUGAAAUACAUUGCAACAGCAGUUAGAGAAAUGGUUAACUUGACUCGCCUUGACCUUUCAAACAACGAAAGUUUGAGUGGUUGCGCAAAAAUUUGGGUGGGUAGUUUGAAAAGUAUGAUUUACUUAAAGAAACUAAAAAUGAACAGAUGUCGCAUAACACGUCACGAUGUCAGACACGUUGUUGAAGCAAUCAGUGGAAUGAGCAAUACAAAGAAUUUUCAUUUUGAUUGUACUGAGGUGGACAUCAAUAUUUCGUUGAUGAAGAGUGGGUGCGCGAUCAUCGAAAAGUUGUCCAUAGCACAAAAACACCUACAAGUGACUGAUAUUAAACAACUUGGUGAACUGAGUUUGGUGCAAAGUUUGAAAGAGCUCAGUCUGAUAGGAAUUCAGUCGCUGGGAGGCUUUGCAGAAACAUGGGCUCCUCAAUUGCUACUUGUAAAGCUGAUAACCCUUGAUCGGUUACAUCUCGAAGACUGCUCUCUACAAGUGACAGAUAUUCAACAUCUUGCUGAUGAACUGGGCCAAAUGCCAGGCUUGAAAGAGCUCAGUCUGAAAGGAAACCGGUCCUUGGGAGGUUCUGCAGAAAGUUGGGCUCCUCAACUGCAGCGCCUAAAAAAUCUUGAAAAACUGAAGUUGACUUCGACGGCAUUAAAAGGACAGGAUAUGCCUCACCUUACGUCGUCAGUGGCAAAGAUGGAAAAUGUAACCAAUCUUGACCUAUCACAAAAUGAGGAGUUGGGUGGCUGUGUGGACACAUGGGCCGGUAGUUUAAAGAGCAUGACUCACCUGAAGAGUCUGGAUAUGCAAAAUUGCCUUCAAGGAAUCAAUGAUGUCGUGCAUGUAACCGAAGCGAUUAGUUGCAUGAGUAACUUGCUGGCUUGUCAUGUCAGUCAGGACUAUCGGUUGAUUGUACUGCAUGUUUGGCCAUUGGAAAGUUACACGCGCGUGGAUUUUGAUGCAAGGUUCUUGCCUGACAUAACUGUUAAAGAUAUGUUACUGUCAUUGAGCAAUCGGAAUGAUGUAGUCAAUUUGAUUAUUAACAUUGACUUUAUUUUGGGUCGUGGUGAUUUAUGGAUGCUACCCUUAAAACAGCUGGAGCACCUUGCGGAAUUGAAAAUCUUUACUUGUUCCCUCGAAGGCACAGAUGUUGAGAUCCUAGCUGCAGCAGUGGGAAAGAUGGCAACUUUGGAAAAACUCAGUUUGAAUGCAGAAAGCGGUCUGGGGGGAUCUGCAAACAUUUGGGCUUCAAGUCUGACACAAAUGGAACAUGUGAAGUGCUUGAGUUUGGUCAAUUGUGAUCUUGAAGACACAGACAUUGAACCCCUUGCUAAAGCGCUCAGUCAAAUACCAAAGCUGACUGAGCUCAGUCUGGAAGGAAAUCAGUCGUUAGGGGGCUCUGCAGAAACAUGGGUUCCUCACUUGGAAUGCUUGAAAAACCUGAGGAAACUCAAUUUGACUUCAACUGCAAUUAACGCACAAGACAUGCCUCACAUUACGUCGUCGGUGGGAGAGAUGCCAGCCUUGACCGAUCUUGACAUUUCAGGGAACCAAGACCUGAAAGAUCAUAUAGACACCUGGGCUGCGAGUUUAACGAGCAUGAUUCACCUCAAGAAACUAAUUGUGAAUUAUUUUAGCAUGGGAAGUCAUGACGGCAAGUAUCUGGUUGAAGCAAUUAGUUCCAUGAAUAAUCUAGUGGAUUGUGAUUUUAGUGGCGGAGGCAGCAAGCUGCAUGUUUGUUCCGUGGGUAAUUGCAUACGCAUGAGCAUUAGGACGUGGUCAUUAACCGGCAACGACGGAAGAGAUGUUUUACACUCACUGAACAAACGGAGAGACUUGGUCAGUUUGGUUCUCAGCGAUGUUCGUUUUAAGAAUGUUUCCGCAGCCUGGACCCCAUCCUUAAAGGAAUUAACGCAUCUCGAGGAGUUAGUUCUCAAUGACUGCUUUCUGGACAGCACCGACAUAGAACCCCUUGCCUCAGCAGUGGGUCAAAUGCCAAAUUUGAAAAGGCUCAGUCUGAAAGGAAACCGAUCACUGGGAGGCCGUGCGAAAACAUGGGCUCCCAGCUUAAAACAGAUGGCAGGAGUAGUUAGCCUGAAUUUGAGUCGUUGUGGAUUGCGAUUCACGGAUGUUGCACAUCUAGCUACAGGACUGAGUCAAAUACCAACUCUGGAAGAGCUCUGUCUAAAAGGAAAUCGGUAUAUAGGGGGUUCUGGUAAAGCAUGGGCUCCUAGUCUUAAAGAAAUGGCACAACUUGUUCGCCUGAAUUUGGGCAGGUGUGGACUACGAUUCAAGGACUUCGAGCAACUUGCUGCAGUAGUGACUGAAAUGCAAACUUUGCAAGAGCUCAACCUUACCGAGAAUCGAUUUUUAAGUCACUGUGUAAACGACUUGGCUCCUUGUUUAAAGCAAAUGGAACAUGUUCACUUGCUGAAACUGGGAGGCUGCUCACUGACAGAAACAGAUCUGGAACAUAUUGCCGAAGUGUGGGGAAAAGAAGUUGAUCUUGAGGCCGAUGACCAGUCGAAUGACGAGUCUGAUGACGAGACGUGGUCUUAAGACUCUCGUUCAGGAAGAUUCCCAAGUCAUAGAUCUUUCCUGUAGAUUUCUGCGUCGUCCAGGAUUCACAGCCCUUUACUGUAUUCUUUGAUAAGCUGGAUCGGUUCAUGAUACUUAGAGUCAAGAGCGCACGAGACGAGACCAAAUAAGUUUCCAACUACCACGCCACGUGAAGGAACCUACGACACGCAGGAAAACCAAGACAAAACGAAAUUACCUUAAGCACCAAGGGAGAUAAUGUCUGCUUAUAGUACAUCUUACACGAACGGGGGUAUCGCGAUCCUGCUAUAUCCAUAUCAAUUUGUUCAAAUGUUGGGGAGGCAGUGCUUGUUUCUAUUGAAAUUCUGUGGAAAACCUUUUUUUUUUUUAGCUUUUAACACAUUCAUGUUUAUAUAUCCUGGAUUGUAUAUUGUUUUAUGUAUAUUGUAAUGUAAGUUUUGACGACAUACAGAGAUCUACUAGAUUUGAUAUAAGCUUACGAUUUGAAGGUGUUCGUAUCCUGACGAAAAUCAACAAUAUUUAUCCUGAACAGUGGUUGGUACUGACAACUGACCCUAUUUCUACGUAUCUUUUCUUGAGAGAAAGGGGUUCUAGGCUAAGAUCAUCCCAUUGCAACUUGAUGAAAUGUAAUUUGUUGACGGUACUGUUUGGAAUUGAAUUUCAUGCCGUUAUAUCUAACCCCUAAAAAAGCCAGGGGGGGGGUAACACCCCCACCCCCCAUUUUUCCCGACACCAUUGUAAUGCAUUUUUCAGGAGUUGAGCCUGGAAGAGAUUUUAGAAUAAAUUCUGCUUUUCACAAAAUUUGUGUCAAAUGAUAAAAGUUAUUUGAAAAAAAUUUUUUUAAAAAGAAAAAUACCGUUCUCGCGCAGCGCCCAUUGUGCCGAGGCAGGUCAGCCCAAAACGUAUACUUUUCAAUGCGGUGCUCAAUGCUUGCAAGCUGGCACGCAUGUAGUCUUGACAUUCAAAUGACCUAACAACAGUACUACAUUUUUGACUGAGUUCAAACUUCACAUUAAUAAGGCGUGUCUUUACAUGCAUGCCAAGUUUCCUAAAGAUCGAGUAUGACACACCCAUUUUCUUGUUGGUUGAGUCCACCCCUGGCUGUGAAAUAGGCCAAAAUUUUCCGGAUCUUUGAGGGUUGAUAUUUUACGGUUUUUGAUCGUAUACAGUGAGUGACUAGUUUCUCAUACUGAUCUCAUUUUUAUUUAAAUAUGAUUUCAAAUGAGCUUUAAGCGCCUCCAAGAGUUUGCAACGUGUUGACCAAUCA